Molecule: messenger RNA, 192 nt
Organism: Dovyalis caffra
Lineage: Eukaryota; Viridiplantae; Streptophyta; Magnoliopsida; Malpighiales; Salicaceae
Source: the annotation of a GenBank genome assembly
AUGAUUGACUUUCCAUAUAUUUCCUCAAUUAUUUCAAACGAGGCUUGCUUACCUAAUACUCCUGUUUCUUCUACCACAUGCACCAGGUUGGUGGUGGGUGUUGUGUCCGGCACAUUGAGGUCAAAAGAUAAUAGUAAUGAUGAUGAAUGGUCGUCCACAAGCAAAAAGGAGGAGGCUUAUUUGUUGGACUAA